UAACUAUUACUUGAACUUCUUCACAGGGCAACUUGACUUGGCAAUUUUCCACACUGCCCUUCUUGGUCUCCUUGUUAUUGUCUAUAUAAGAAGCCAUUUUGAUGUUCCCUUAACACACAAUUUCACCUCAAAUAUUUUUUUGCUUUUUCUUUUACACUUAUUUCUCAUUUCCAAUUUGCUAUGGGCUUUUUAAGUUUUCCUGCAGCUACUCUUUUACUUGUUGGGCUCUUAAUCCAAAUGAUAGGAGCCCAAUCUGUUGGAGUAUGCUAUGGAAAAAUUGCAAACAAUUUACCAUCAGAGCAGGAUGUCAUAAAGCUAUACAAUGCUAAUGGGAUCAAGAAAAUGAGAAUUUACUUCCCAGAUGUAAAGGUCUUCAGUGCUCUCAAAGGAAGUAACAUUGAAAUAAUUCUUGAUGUCCCAAAUCAAGAUCUUGAAGCCCUAACCAAUCCUUCAACUGCCAAUGGUUGGGUUCAAGAUAAUAUACAAAGGCAUUUCCCAGAUGUUAAAUUUAAAUAUAUAGCUGUUGGAAAUGAAGUCGAUCCCGGUACAGAGACUGCUCAAUAUGUGCGAUUUGUUAGUCAAGCAAUGGAAAAUGUUUACAACGCAUUAUCAGCAACGGGAUUGCAAGAUCAAAUCAAGGUUUCAACUGCGACAUAUUCAGGGCUCUUGACGAAUACCUAUCCACCCAGAGAUAGUAUUUUUCGUGAAGAAUACAAAAGCUUCAUUAGUCCCAUAAUCGGAUUUCUAGCACGAAAUAACCUUCCACUCUUAGCCAAUAUUUACCCUUAUUUUGGCCAUACUGAAGACAGUAACGUUCCGCUUUCUUAUGCACUGUUCAACCAACAAGAAAAAAAUUCAGCAGGAUAUCAAAAUCUUUUUGAUGCCCUUUUGGAUUCUAUGUAUUAUGCUACAGAGAAACUCGGAGGACAAAAUAUUGAGAUUAUUGUAUCGGAAAGUGGCUGGCCUUCUAGCGGACACCCUGCUGCAACAAUAGAAAAUGCACAAACUUAUUAUUCGAAUUUGAUUAAUCAUAUAAAAGGAGGGGCUGGUACCCUAAAGAAACCUGGAAGGAUGAUAGAAACUUAUUUGUUCGCCAUGUUUGAUGAAAAUCAAAAGAUGGGAAAACCUAGUGAGCAACAUUUUGGACUUUUUAAUCCUGAUCAGAGGCCAAAGUAUCAACUCAAUUUCAAUUAAUUAUAGCAUAUCUAAUUAAUAUGUAGUGAUAUGAAUAAUAAAAGAGAAAAUGUAGGGCCUCUUGUUUUGCCUCUUGUUUUUCUUGAUAUCAAUAUGUUAUACUUUGUAAUACUCCAUUUAGCUAAAUAUCUGCGACUUGAUUCGCUUCCCUAUUAUAUUGUCGAACUUCACAAUUACUAUUAAAAUUGAUGCAAAUCAUUGGCUAUUGGA
Capsicum annuum is the source of this 1404-nucleotide messenger RNA. RefSeq names its product glucan endo-1,3-beta-glucosidase A. Gene Ontology annotation, biological process: carbohydrate metabolic process. The transcript is spliced from 2 exons. Gene Ontology annotation, molecular function: hydrolase activity, hydrolyzing O-glycosyl compounds. Bases 181 to 1194 code for a protein of 337 amino acids. Lineage: Eukaryota; Viridiplantae; Streptophyta; Magnoliopsida; Solanales; Solanaceae. The record is from RefSeq and is a predicted model, not a curated record. Gene Ontology annotation, cellular component: plasma membrane.